CUUAACAUGUUUCUCUGCAAAAACUCGAUCUCCUCUCCACGGCGUCGCUGUCGCUCAGUGCCCGUCCUUUUUCCCUUCAUAUCCCUUUAAUCACUUCCCUCUGCUAACGCUUGUGCAUUUCGCCCUUGUUUGUCUGUGAAAAAGGUCGAUUUGGACGGGGGACGUGUGCUGUAGCGGUAUCGGCGACUUACCUCAGUACCCGUUGCCUGUCCGGCGGCGACUUCUAGCGUCCUGGCUGCCUCGUUUUUUCGAACGCAGUGCUGGCCGGCAUCUCCAACUUCUUCACUCUCUUCCUCUCCUUUUUCCACCUUCCCGGUGUCGCCUGUUUCUCUGAACCCCAUCAUCAAAUAGCAGCUUCCCAACAUGAAGCUCGCCAGCGUCACCGUCGCGGUGGCCGUCGCCAUCCUGGGCUCAGGCUCCGCGACAGCUGAUACUCAUUGCGCCAACGGAGGCAGGUUCAGCGAGAGGCUGGGUGACUGCAUUCCGCGUGAAUUAUGCCACAAUAACGGCUGCGGCGAACCCAGUUCCUACACAACUUGCGAGGUCGCGCCAUCCGGCUCGCGCCUGUGCGCCUGUGUGGAGGGAUUCGAGAACAGGCAGAGUGAUGGCAACCAGCAGUGCCACCGGAUUCCAGGAACUGAGCCCCCAACUGUAGAGCCAGUACCGGAGCCGGAAGGAAGCGGAGAAGCCGGAGAAGGUACCGUUCAGCCUGAGGGCGGCGAAACCGGUGAGCAGGUGGUUCAGCCUGAGGGCGGCGAAACCGGCGGGCAGGAGGUUCAGCCUGAGGGCGGCGAAACCGGCGAGCAGGAGGUUCAGCCUGAGGGCGGCGAAACCGGCGAGCAGGAGAGUGAGUCUGAGAGCGGUGAGACCGGUGAGAGCAACAGUGGAUCUGAGGAGUCCUGCAAUGGUGACGAGUGCGAGGAAGAAGCCGAGGGGACCCAGAACCCCGAGUCUGAGGGCCAGCCCGAGGAGAACGCGCCAGAAGUGGAACCUAGCGCACCUGUGCUCGAAAAGAUUGAGUUUAUGGACCAGGCAAUCUUGAAGGUUAUGGCGAGAGCGGCACCGAGCCGUAUGCAAGUGAAGAUCAGCGACUGCUUCAAUGUCGCAAUCGAUCGCGCGGAGAAAACGGUCACCGUUGCAAACGCGUCGACGUCCCACAGUGGCAGGAUGGCCGGCGAGCCUUCUCUGACUGGCGGCUUUGUCGCCCUCAUCUACCACGACGGGCAGAACCUCGCUGUUAUCUACGACUACCAGCAGGAGACCGGCGAGUACGGCAGCGUCACAGUGAAUGUGCCUUUCGGUUCCUGUGGCCUGGACGUCGUGAGCAUCGUCGCCAAGAGCGAUGAUGCAGGGUUCGACGGGCUGCGUGCCUUCGUGACUGCUGACCUCAAGCAAAGAAUGAGUGCUUAAACUGUAGCCUAACGAAAUGCAGCGACACACUCCUGCGGACUCUGACCUAGUAUUGCCAUUGCGACGAACUAGGUGCGGCCCGUCCUCAGCCGACAGACUGUCAGGAUUGGGAGUGACAUCGAGUCAGCCCGGGUCGGAUCUUGUGCCACCUCUGCCGGCAUCGUGAAACUGUAGGCUUGUAUCGUUCAACUGUUUCACCCUCUGAUGAAUUUCAAUCAGGCGUCAAGGUGGAUUGGCCAUCUCUCUGCACUGGACUAGUGCACACCUCGACCGUCUCUGACAACCGUCGUGUUUUGGAAAAAACCGUUUUACAGUGACCAGUGUUCUUGUACCCUGCCAGACCGUGAGUACAAGAUUUAAUGUUACGCGGAUCGAACACCACCUGAUGCGAUAUCAGGUGUGGAAGCGAAAAAAAUGUUAAAGGGAGACCUCUCCUCCGUAUCGAUGUCCAUUUCGUCACACACAGCACAACCACUCAAGAGACCACGUCGAUAAUUGUGAAUGUCGCCAGAGUCACAGGUACACUCGAUACUCGAGGGAAGUGGCAUCAUAUCAUCGCGCUGCCUCGCAUAGCAACGUAGGGGUGACGAGAGGGCCUGAGCCUCCGCAUGUUUACCGGUGAAUGGCGCAAAGGUGCGGUGAUAAGGAGCUCCAAGACUUAAAGUCGUCGUGCACGGAAGCGACGUAGCAUUACUCGAUUCCAUGUAUCGAAUAUAGUUGUGCUAUAGCUAUAUAAGAAGCUAACGGAUGUCAGGGUGUUGCGAUUCUAGGCGAUGUUUCACUUUUUGCAUGUUUGGUCGCAUUCUCACAGUCUGUUGCUCGUUAGGGGAAACCCUGAACGUACAAGCUGGUAUGCAACAUCCACUGUACACAGGGA
This is a messenger RNA of Toxoplasma gondii ME49, 2287 nucleotides long. RefSeq lists its product as hypothetical. The transcript has 3 exons. The coding region runs from base 364 to 1410 and encodes 348 amino acids. NCBI's taxonomy places the organism in Eukaryota, Apicomplexa, Conoidasida, Eucoccidiorida, Sarcocystidae. The record is from RefSeq and is a predicted model, not a curated record.